This is a messenger RNA of Styela clava, 3501 nucleotides long. The record is from RefSeq and is a predicted model, not a curated record. Lineage: Eukaryota; Metazoa; Chordata; Ascidiacea; Stolidobranchia; Styelidae.
AAACCUUUUUUUAAUUUUCUCGAUUUAGAAUUAUGAAAUUGCUUUCCAGUUAUCUAUUAACAUUGAUAGUAACUUCAUUCGUUGCAAUAUUGUUUGUAUGGACUUACUGGGAAGCCGAGAGAUCAGUUAUCUCUGAAACUUUUCAAGAUAUUGAACUCGUAAAAUAUAAUUCAGAACUAAAGUUGGAAGAUGCACUUAUUGAAAGGAAAACUCUGUUAUAUACGGCGUCUGAGAAUAACACCAAACAAGUUACUAGUACUGCACCUGCUAUAAAGACCACCAUUGCCGCAAGGUCAAAACCUGUUAGGAUUGAGACUAUUACUAAAGGGAUUCCGAAGAAAGCAGAACCAUCUCAAGAACUUUUGAAAUCUAAAACCGUUUUUUACAAUCGAGUAGGAAAAUGUGGAAGCAGGUCUUUACUUCAUCUAGUUCGUGUUUUAGGAAGCAUGAAGGGAUUUAAAGUACUCAGCUCCAAUGACGUUGCUAACGUUCAUCCAAAUUCGACCGAAGUCGAAAAAGAAAUGAAAAAAAUUUCUAGUUUUAUUAAAAAACCGACAUUAUAUGAUCGACACAUACAUUAUCUGGAUUUCAAAGCAUUUGGGCUUGAGGAACCUAUCUACAUAAAUAUGAUACGAGAUCCCAUACGGCGAUUUUCUUCCCAGUACAAUUAUUUGAAAUACGGGGACGCUGCUGGAGGGGUCAAAAAACCCAGGAAUGAUUUACCAGAUAUAAAUGAAUGUGUAAUGAAAAACAUUUCGUUGUGUAGUCGCACAACUUUUAUGUUCUACAUUGGUUCAUAUUUUUGUGGGUUUGAUGAAGUUUGUUCGAUUAGAUCCCGCGACAGAAUCGAAUUGGCAAAGAAACAUAUCGAUGAGAAUUAUUAUGCGAUUGGAUUAACCGAAGAAUUUGAAAAUACUAUAAAAUUACUGGAAAAAAUGCUUCCAAGUUUUUUUAAAGGAGUUACAAGGUUAUGGAAUAAAGAAAUAAAAAUGUGGAAAACUAGGACGACGACAAAACGGAGAGAAACUUUGACCGAAGAAUCAAUUGCUAAAUUAAAAAAUAGUUAUUUUCUGGAUGAAUAUGAAGUUUAUAAUCAUGGUCGAAAAAAAUUUGAGCGACUUAAAAACGAAUUUGGCAUCCAAUGAUACUAGAUAAACACUUACAUAAGCUGCACGUGGAGGCAGAACGACUAGACACUGCUGUUAACAGCACUCGCUCAGCAAAAUCAGUCAAGUGGAAACACACACGUGACCGGAAACCCUAGUGGUGGCGGUGGCGCUAUAUUUCGAGAUUAGUCAAUUGUGGGCCUUCUAGGUUGCACUUGGAGAUUAAGACAAUAACCAAAUGGAUGUUCAAAUACAUGGAAACGAAAUGGUACAGGUAUGCAAUCUGUCACAGUAGCCUACCGGCACCGUAUCGCAGCUGAUUUGAACUUUUGCAAAGGAGCGCAAUUUUCAAUCGUGUUGACUUCAUCACACGCAACAACGAAUCCCAUAGGGGUCACAUAUUUUUGAAAUAAUUAAAAUUAAUAGCCUUCCAGUAAAAAGUACAAUCUUCAGCCACUGAAAAUUUCAAGCCAAUUGGUCCAGUAGUUAAUGAGAAAAGCGAUGAGAAAAUUUUUCCACAGCCGCAACAAGAAGAAAAGAAAAACUAACAUGACGAUCAACAACAAAAUAAACCAUAGGUCUACUUCCUGUCCAAAAACUAAUCAGUGAAACGGCCCAGAUGUCUAUUUCGCGUCAAAAAUUCCAGAUGAAACCAGUCCUAACCAGAGAUGAGUUACAAGCCCACUCAAACAUAUUUUUCCAACCAGGAAAGUAGUCAGCCCAAAUUUUUUUGUGGCCGUAUUUUUUUAAAUAAUAACAUAAUACAACGCCUGCUCUUGCCUUUUGCCCCGAACAAAGCCAGAUAAAAGCAGUCACUAAUAUCUAACAAUAUAUAUCACAAUGAAUCUCUCCCCAGAGGUCCGCUAAUGUAUUUUACUCCCAUCGAUCGCCAGGGUGCUUGCCGUUGAAAAUUAUACAUCAGACACAAGAAGGCAAUGCCUUAAUAUAGGGACACGAAAGUCGCACAGAUCUUCAAGAACUACAACUAUUUUAUAUUCAACAAAACAAUACAUAGGUCCACUUCUUGUCCCACAAAGUAAACAAUGCAAAAUGUUCAAGAAAUUCCUAAUUUCGUAGACUACAACGGACUUUUCCCUAGGCAACGAUAUCUUAUGUUUGUUUCUUAACAAUGGUAAAUAGCAACAAGAUGACAAUGACACAACAAUCAGAAUUUAACUACCCACUUGAAACAUAUUUUCCUCUAUUAGUUUUUCAAGUAGGUAUGUUUGAUUGGAUUACGUAGUUUUUAGAUGAGAUUAGUGGCAGAAUAAUAACAGUUUAACUACACAUUGAAUAUCUCCUCGGGCAAUGUUUCUUUAGCUGCUGUAAUCACUAAAUCAUGAAUGGUUCACAAAAUGCUAGUUAAGAUAGGCUGAAAUCUGCUGCCGUUAGUUCUUAACGGCAGGUGCUUGAAUAACCGUUGGUUGGUUGCGGCUUCUUCCACCAUCAAGUCCAUGCAUCUGAAAACAAAUACCUAACUAACUAAUUCCGUGCCCGACAUGGACUGGUAGUCGGACGAGAGGUCAUGGCUCGCCAUUUGAUUAAAAUCGAUUUUCCGCCAUUUACAGUUACACACACAUUCGUACGUCACUUUGUCAGCAAUAUUUUGUUCUAUUCCCGAGCGGUUCGUAGAUUACCCGAUGUUUUCAAGGUCACUAUCAAUAAUCCUUCAUUCAAAUGAACCACCCUAGAUAGAUAAAAAUGCGUAGCCUACUUUCAAAGGAUGGAUAACUUCGACAGCGAAGUAAUUCUGAGGAGAAAUUCUUUAGGAUAAGAGUGCUUUUAUCUGAUCUUGUUCGGAGCACUCUAUUAACUAAUAAUUUUGCAUCUCCAUGUUGGCUAUCAAUAUUGUUUUGGUAAAUAAUUCCAAUGUAUAUAGCUAUUUUGUGUCUUUUCCAAGCGCACUGUUCAAAUCCCUUUCUGUUCAUUACUAGUCACUAUUCACUUCUAACAUUGGCUUGCUUUGUUUGUUUUCUGUAUUCACAGGUACUGUCACCCAAUUUUUAUUUCCACUAUUCAAAACUUCAUCUGCUUUUCAACCAUGUAUUUCAAGCGAUGUGUCCCAUAAAAUUCUACUUCCUUAGAUUUAUGUAUUAUUAUAUAUUGGUUGGCUAAUUAGUAAAAUUUAUCAGUCGAAACUCUCCUCCUCAAUCUGCCGAAUGAGAAGUUAGAACCUUGAGUGUCGCUGCUCGAUAACCAGUUUUGGUUCCACGCGGCUUCCUUUCCCCAGUAAUGUAAAUAUAAUUUUUUUUCUUAUAUUUUUUGCAUGUUUUCUGUCUUUAACUGGUUGGAAAGAUAAACUUGACUUGACUAUGCUAUAUAAAACGUAGAAUUCCAGAGCCUUCAUUUGUAUAUAUGAGCUGUGACGCUAAUCUGGCGAUCUCUCAACUUAUAA